Molecule: messenger RNA, 1628 nt
Organism: Apodemus sylvaticus (European woodmouse)
Lineage: Eukaryota; Metazoa; Chordata; Mammalia; Rodentia; Muridae
Gene: Cxcl9
Product: C-X-C motif chemokine ligand 9
Exons: 4
Coding region: 70-447 (125 amino acids)
Biological process (GO): cellular response to lipopolysaccharide; neutrophil chemotaxis; antimicrobial humoral immune response mediated by antimicrobial peptide
Cellular component (GO): extracellular region
Molecular function (GO): CXCR chemokine receptor binding; chemokine activity
Source: RefSeq, a predicted model, not a curated record
GAACAUGUUCUCUAAAGAUAUUCUCCGACUUCACUCCGGCACAGUGACUCAGUAGAACUCAGCUCUGCCAUGAAGCCCACUGUCCUUUUUCUCCUGGGCAUCAUCUUCCUGGAUCAGUGUGGAGUUCAAGGAACCCUAGUCAUAAGGAAUAUACGAUGCUCCUGCAUCAGCACCAGCCAAGGCACGAUCCACUACAAAUCCCUCAAAGACCUCAGACAGUUUGCCCCAAGCCCUAAUUGCAACAAAACUGAAAUCAUUGCUACACUGAAGAACGGAGAUCAAACCUGUCUUGAUCCAGAUUCAGCAAACGUGAAGAAGCUCAUGAAAGAAUGGGAGAAAAAGAUCAGCCAAAAGAAAAAGCAAAAGAGGGGGAAGAAACACCAAAAGAACAAGAAAAACAGAAAACCUAAAACACCCCAAAAUCCUCGUUCAAAGAAAACUACAUAAGAGACCACUUUACCAACAAGCGCUCUGCAUCUAAAUGGUUUCCAGAUCAUACUGAAAAGCCUCCCCUGGCGGAGCAGCCUUUAAUACAUAAACUUUUAAUACAUUAACUGCAAAACAUAAAAGCGUGAAUUUGAAGUUAUAACUGAAGCUAGGAAGUUAAUUGUAAAACUCAAAUAGUAAGAAGUGCUAGAGGCAAAAACUGUCUUUGUUCUACACAGCCAACAAAAUUUCAUCGAGCCCUUGAGCACAGUCAUGAUAAUAUCAAAUCUGGGCAAGCAUCCACACAUAGUUAAUCCCAUGCACAACAGCUGCCUGGCUUCCAGAGCCACACAUUUUGCAGCCUUCGGAGUCUUCUGAGGCUCACGUCACCAAACCCCAGGCCUGUCUGUUUGCUGGUGAGCUAGACAGACCUCACUAAGCUGGAGAGGCCAUCAGCAACUACAAUUGGGUCAGCCUAGAUUCCCCCCCCCCCCCCCCCCCCCCCCGCACAAAGUGUGUCUCAGAGAUCAGUGCUAAUGGUUUGGGGGUUCUACAGCAGAGACCACCAGAGCUGGCCUUCAGAACCUGCCAUGUAGCUUUUGAGACCACGGGAUUUCACCAUUAACUUGAUCCCAUCUUCAGGGCUUAUUCCAAGUUUGCCUCUUCAAUAAAACUCUCCUAGAAAGUUAUGGAUGUAGCUUAAUGCAGGACACUUGAUGUUGCACGGAAAGAACAUUUCCUGGCUGCUCAAACUCUUAAAUCUAUUCCUCUUGUUGCUCAGUGUUUCAUGAGGAAACACUUCACUGUUUGUUAUCUAAUUGGAUUUUCUUUGUUGGUUUGUUUUUCUCCUUCCAACGAGAUCGGUUUUUUUUUUUUUUGAGAGUAGGGGCCACAGAUUAUUCCCGUAACUCUUCCACUGUGCCUAUAAGAAUCUGGUUUUGAAUAAUUUCCUAAUUGUAUGUGUGAGAGGUGGAAAGGCUGUUACACACCAGGCAUUGGCCAAUCCCCGGCUACUCCAUAUUGCCUAACUAACCCACGGCCUCCUUGUCUGCUUACUUGCUAUUUUUUUAAGACAGUUUUUCAUCUGGCUGUCCUAAAACUCACAAAGUAGACAAGGCUGGCCUUGAAUUCACAUAUCUGCAUUCUGCUGCCUCCUGAAUGCUGGGAUUAAAGAUGUGUGCUGCUACACCUGCCUGCCUCCC